Molecule: messenger RNA, 747 nt
Organism: Dendronephthya gigantea
Lineage: Eukaryota; Metazoa; Cnidaria; Anthozoa; Malacalcyonacea; Nephtheidae
Exons: 1
Coding region: 1-747 (248 amino acids)
Source: RefSeq, a predicted model, not a curated record
AUGGUGGAUCUCAAAAUAGUCAUAAAUCGAAACUCUGACAAAUUCUGUUUGAUGGAUAAAAAUGCAAAUCUUAUGAAUGCUAAAAUCAAGCUCAUGGAUGCAACUUUUAAAGUGCGUAAAGUUAAAGUCAGCGAAACUAUCAGUAAAGCACACGCGUUAGAUUUGAGAUCAGUACCUGCCACUUAUCCUAUACGUCGCGUGGAAUAUAAAGCUUUUACCAUUCCCGGAAAUCUUCCACAGAUAAGAAAAGAUAAUAUGUUCGCAGGGAUCAUUCCUAAGACAUUUGUAUGUGGAUUUGUGGACGCUGAUGCUUUCAGCGGAGUCUAUGGAAAAAAUCCAUAUAACUUUCAACACUUUAAUGUGUCGUCGGUGACAUUAACUGCAAACGGUGAAGAAAUACCCUUCAAACAACUUGUCCUUAACUACAAAGAAAACAAAGAGAGUUUCAUUCAAGCGUACAACACAUUAUUCUCUGGUACAGAAAAAAUGAACUAUAACACAGGUGUCGAUAUCUCUAGAGAAGAUUAUUUCAAGGGAUUCACCAUUUACGCAUGGGAUCUCACUCCAGAUAUGUGUGGUGCCUCUCCUUAUUUUAAUACAGUACAGCGAGGAUCGUUGACACUUGACAUCACGUUUGCUGCAGGGGAUGUUCCAACUAAUCCUUUUUCCUUGGUAUGCUAUGGAGAUUUUGAAAAUGUUAUACAAAUCGAUUCCGAAAGGAAUGUAAUCUACGAUAUAUCUUCAUGA